ACUUCGAAAUUUCUGCAUCGGAGUCAGAAACGAAGCGGUUGCGGAUUUAUUCUUUGCAGCCAAGGUCCCACAAGAUUUCCGGAUUAUCUGUAUCUUUAAAAUAAAAAAUCAGGAAGAGUUAAUGCAGUUGAAUGUAAUUAAGUACUGAGAGUUUGAUUUACCGAUAUAAAUGCGCCCCACGAAAAUGUCGGUUAUGUUAUGGUUCAUCUUUGCGAUCUUUGCUCUGCCGAACAUCAGCUAUGGGGUUGCAGUGAUGAGCAUAGACAUCGGCAGCGAGUGGAUGAAAGUUGCUAUUGUGUCUCCGGGUGUUCCUAUGGAAAUAGCAUUGAAUAAGGAAUCCAAAAGGAAAACUCCUGUAACGAUAUCAUUUCGAGAUGGUGAACGUACUUUUGGGGAAGAUGCUCAAACGGUAGCUGUGAGAUCUCCACAAAAUAGUUUUUCUUACAUAUUGGAUCUACUAGGAAAGCCUAUCGAUAAUCCAAUAGUUCAAUUGUACAAGAAUCGAUUUCCAUACUACGACAUUAUCUCUGAUGAUGAACGGAAGACAAUAGCUUUCAAGAUGAAUGAAAAUGUGACGUUUACUCCCGAGGAACUGCUUGCUCAAAUAUUGCACAAAGCUAAGGAAUUUGCUGAAAAUUCUGCAGGUCAGGCUAUUGAUGAAGCGGUAAUUACUGUACCAGGAUUUUUCAAUCAAGCAGAAAGAAGAGCCAUGAUGCAAGUUGCCGAAUUGGCAGGCCUUAAGGUUUUACAGCUGAUUAACGAUUAUUCAGCGGUUGCAUUGAAUUAUGGCAUCUUUCAUCGAAAGGAAAUCAAUGAUACUUCUCACUACGUCAUGUUCUUUGAUAUGGGAGCUAGCAGUACUGUCGCUACAGUCGUUGGAUAUCAGAAUCAGAAAAUAAAAGACAAAGGAUUUGUUGAGACACAUCCUCAAAUCAGUAUUUUAGGAGUGGGUUAUGAUCGCACAUUAGGUGGUUUAGAAAUACAAAUCAGACUGCAGAAUUAUCUGGCAAAAGAAUUCGAUGCACUCAAUAAGACGCCAAACUCUGUAUUUAAGAAUCCUCGAGCAAUGGCUAAAUUGUUUAAAGAGGCAGGGCGUGUGAAGAACAUAUUGAGUGCCAAUGCUGACCAUUAUGCCCAAAUAGAAGGACUACUCGAUGAGAAGGAUUUUCGUCUACAAGUCACUAGAGAAAAAUUAGAGGAGUUGUGUUCUGAUGUAUUCGAUCGGGUUGUUACUCCUGUUAAAACAGCAUUGGAAAUGUCAUCAUUAACCAUGGACAUCAUAUCGUCUGUGGUAUUAGUAGGAGCAGGAACUCGAAUGCCAAAGGUUCAGGAAAAAUUAUCCGACUUUGUUAAAACUGAAUUAGCGAAAAAUAUAAAUACCGACGAAGCUGCUGCUUUAGGUGCUGUUUAUAAAGCAGCAGAUCUUAGCCAAGGGUUUAAGGUCAAGAAAUUCAUAACGAAAGAUGCAGUACUAUUUCCUAUUCAAAUCGUCUUUGAUAAAAAUACUGACGGUAAAAUUAAACAGGUUAAAAGGACGUUAUUUGGCAGAAUGAAUUCUUAUCCUCAAAAGAAGAUUAUCACUUUUAACAAAUAUGCGGACUUUGAGUUUGGAGUGAACUACGCAGAACUAGAUUAUCUGCCAGCUGAAGAAAUAACGGCUAUCGGCAACUUAAAUUUAUCAGUCGUGACGGUUUCCGGGGUCGACGAUGCUUUGGCAAAACAUGAGAAAGAAGGCGUUGAAAGAAAAGGAAUCAAAGCUCACUUCUUAAUGGAUGAGAGUGGCAUAUUAAGUCUGAAUAAUGUAGAAUUAGUUUUUGAGAAAUCAAGUACUGCAGCGGAUGAAGAGGAAGGUACUUUCUCCAAACUUGGUUUAACUAUAAGCAAACUUUUUGCAGGUUCUGAAGAAAAAGCUCCCGCUGGUAAGGCUGAAGAGCAGCCAAAAGAUGAAGCCAAACCAGUUCACGAAGAACCUGAUUACCCUGGUUUGCAAAAAGAGGUUGACGAAAAAACAAAGAAAAGGAACGACUCGAAGUCAACAGAGGAAAAAAUACAACAAAAAACAGAAAAGGCAGAUAAAGAAAAAAAGCCGUCUGUAAUCACAAUCAAGGAACAUUUUGAUGUGAAGGAGAUUAAAAUGGGAUCACAGAUUUUAUCAGGAGAUAAACUCAAGGAGUCGCGUGAAAAAGUCGAAGCGUUAAACUUUCAUGAUUUAGAAAGGUCAAGAAGAGAAAGUGCUCUAAAUAAUCUGGAAUCAUUUGUCAUCGAUGCACAGCAGAAGCUUCAAUUCGAUGAAUUUAUUGCGGCUAGUAAACCAGAAGAGAUUGAAAACAUUUUAAAAGCAUGUGCCGAAAUCUCCGAGUGGCUUUAUGAAGAUGGAUUUGACGCUACUGCGGACACGUAUGAAGCGAAAUUAUUAGAACUUCAGAAAUUGACUACUAGCUUAUAUGAACGAGUAUUUGAACACAGAGAACGUCCAGAAGCUUUAAAAACAAUGCUGUCCAAGAUAAAUGCCAGUAAAACUUUUAUAACUAAUAUGCGUAACAUAAGCACAGCAAGCGACUUCUUUACUCCAGUGGAGUUUGAAACACUUGAGAAAAUCAUCAAUGAGACACAAGACUAUUACGAUUCAGUUGUGAAGGCUGCAGAAGAGACUCCUUUGUACGAGCCCGUAAAAUAUAAAGUACAAGAUAUAGCCAGUAAAAUGGACAUUUUGGUUCGCGAAGUGAAAUAUUUGAUGAAUAAGGAGAUGAUUUGGCGACCAAAGCAAAAUGCAACGGGAAGCCAGGCAGAUAAAAGUGAGAAAGAAAUGCCGAGCACAGGAAAAAGCCCUGAAGCAGAAUCCCCAGCGGGCUUUAAAACUAGUUCCGAAGCUGACACACCUAAGGAAUCAACAGAUCACUCAACCGAUUCGAUCGAGGAACAGUCAUCGGAAUCGACAGAAACGACAGAACGUGUAUUAGAAUUACCUGGUUCGUCAGAACCGUCUCGAGCGAAUUCUGAAACAUCUGAAAAGGAUGCGCACCAUGAACUUUAAAGGGUUAAUGUAUUUAAAACCAUUACAAAUUUGGGAUCGUUAUCCUCGGGUCCAUGUACUAGCCAAUCAUUCGUUCCAGUAGGCAUAUUUUGUGGCGUCGUUCACAAUCCGCAAGUACUUUAAGGCGGCAUGUCAGUCUAGACGGUCAAAAUAAGGAUCAUAUUUCAGAAUUUUGUUGAUUACCAAAUUGUCUUCUUGAAAUGGAAGUUCGUCCACUAUAAAGUACACGAUUUCAGAUAGAUGUUCUUACCUAAUGGUAGCCAUGGGCGGAGAACAUGCAGUUAAAAGCACGUUUGACGGUGCACUGAGCGAAAAAUUUCUUUUCUAAACAAAAUUAAUUACUUCUGACAAUCUAAAUGUUUAUUACUAAAUAAAUUGCUUGGUUCCAGCGAAAUUGAAUGUAGGAAUAAACGGCGUUGCAAGUCAGAUAAUAACAAUUUUAUAAAAAAUAGAAGUGGUUUUGCGAACAAACUUUCAUGCACAACGUUGGCUUCAGUCACCGAGAAUGUUGAUAGACGUGUCAUUUCUUUUGGAUAAAAUGUAUUUAGCUCGACUUAAUACUUGAUAUAAAAAACUAUUACUAGCGAAUAGAUAUUGUUACAAGUUGAUGCAAGCAUGAGUUUGCCGGCAAGUAACAUAAUUUUGAGGGUAAACAUCUAAUUUAUUACAAAUGUAUCAAAUUUCAUGCAAGAAUGUUACAGAGAAGAAAUGAUAAACCAUUUUCUCUGUUUUCACCCCUACAAGGGCUGGAAGCGGGGGAAUUUUCGCACCCAAAAAUGUUUGUACAGGAUGUCCUUUAACCAACGUGAAUGGAUGAAAUCACAGCCUUUUAAAAAUAUAAUUAAUAAGUAAAAAUCCGUAUGGGCGGCCUACGAAUCUAUCAUGGCAGUUCAAUAUGGCUUCUGCCGUUAUUCGGUGAACAUUUUCGGGACUUACCUAGAAUCGUUAAUGAAAAUCAAAUUAAGGCCACACAGGGAAAAUUGUAUACUUGUAAACUUCACACUCUAUCAGUGGUAAUUACUUUUAAACAGCCAAACUCAACAUUUUUGGUGCGAAUAUGCUAAACUGUAAACUAGAUUUCCCUCGCAUAAAAGUUGAGCGAAUUUACGCUAGGAACGCUAGUGUACGUCGUAACACCGCUGCACCGUGGAGGAAGCGCAGUGUGCUACCUGGUAGAAUGUCACAUGUUUCACAUGUUUAUAACGGACAUUUUUUAUCUACAGUAAAUAGAUGCAUUGAAAUCCUCGCUCUUACUGAUUGGGAUUGGUAUGGGUUGUAUUUAAUUGCGUUAAAUGUCGAAUUUAAAAUGAAUGUACUUGUAUUAAGUUGUAUUUAUGUAAUGGAUAUGCUUUAUGGGCGUGAGGUUUUAGAAAUGGUGUACAAAAAGCGAAGACAAGGAAGUAAAAGAGCGUCAUUUAGUUUCAUCGUGAUAUCUGGGACUUAAACUGGAGAAUCAGUUUGUCGAUUUGUGCUACAUUACUUCGGUACCAAUUUUCACAAUUAUAUUUCGUUGAUCAUUGUAUAAUAGGUAUCGUUUAACAUUUUCGCAUACUUCGUUAGAAUUCAACAUAAAAUUAUCAUUGUGGUUUGAAUACAUCAAGGAAAGUAAAUAAGACUCGACGUGACUCGAAUGUCUAUGAAAAGAACUCAAAGCGAUCGAUAUUGACAGAUGAACUGUACAGAUUGGAAUAUGCCCUUGAGAUAUAAGAUAAAACAGGCACAGACUUGAUAUUUUGGUCUUUGUACAAUGUUAAGUUAAAGAGGAAGAAAUUGUCUCAACUAAUUAAUGAUCGUUUCAGAUGUGAAUUCUUCUGAGAACUAUUAAGUUUUGGGUUGGCCCUUAAGUUCGUGCUAUUUAAACAUAAAAAUGUUAUAAUAUCUGUUUCAAGUUAGGGAUCGACAAACUUUUCUAACAUUAGGAAGAAGUAACCAACAGGGGAGAAAAUAAUAUCAAUUAAUAUUGUGAAAUUUGACUUCUUAAAAUACAUUUGUUUAAGUACUAAAAAAAAGAGUGGCACGAAUUUAUCGGACAACUCAACAUAAGUUAAAAUUAUCCAUUGAUAAAAAAUAUCGACAGUAAAUAAAAUGAGACGUAGGACGAUGUAACUUUUAAUAUUCCUCAUUUAUGUUUUAUGUAUUAUCAGUACACAUGCGUGUUUGCAGUUUCCUCCAUUCUUUACUCUGCUGGUCAAUAGAAAAGCAAUGGGUUGCAACAAGCAUCUUAAGUUUAUUACUCAGUCACUUAUUGAUACUUUAGAAGAUAUCAAUGUCUUCAGUAUCUUUAAGUAUCGUUAGUAAGUAAUUUCAUUUAUUAAAGGUCAACUAUGUAUAUUUAAUUAAACGACAUCGUUUAUGUAAACGUAUAAAAUGAAAGGAAAUAGAGAGUUGAAGUAA
This is a messenger RNA of Orussus abietinus, 5428 nucleotides long. It is a transcript of the gene Grp170, whose product is annotated as hypoxia up-regulated protein 1. The record is from RefSeq and is a predicted model, not a curated record. Gene Ontology annotation, molecular function: ATP binding; ATP-dependent protein folding chaperone. Gene Ontology annotation, biological process: endoplasmic reticulum unfolded protein response; cellular response to hypoxia; negative regulation of hypoxia-induced intrinsic apoptotic signaling pathway. Lineage: Eukaryota; Metazoa; Arthropoda; Insecta; Hymenoptera; Orussidae. Bases 170 to 3034 code for a protein of 954 amino acids. The transcript is spliced from 9 exons. Gene Ontology annotation, cellular component: endoplasmic reticulum chaperone complex.